Messenger RNA from Aphidius gifuensis, 1500 nucleotides. RefSeq lists its product as uncharacterized. The record is from RefSeq and is a predicted model, not a curated record. The transcript is spliced from 2 exons. NCBI's taxonomy places the organism in Eukaryota, Metazoa, Arthropoda, Insecta, Hymenoptera, Braconidae. Bases 29 to 1384 code for a protein of 451 amino acids.
GCAUCUGCGACCAAAUAGUUUUGAAUCCAUGAAUGUGAAAAGAACUUUUCAAAUGUUUGGUCGCAGAUACGCAGCAGCAAUGAAAACUGCAGGUCAUGCAAAUCUUUUGAUAAGCUCCAAAACAUGGAUGGAAACUGCAGGAUUUAUCGAACGUUGUAAUGAUGCAAUUGAUGCUCUCAAUACCUUAACAAAUAAAGAUGAAAAACGUCUCAAUAUGAAGCGUGUUAUAUCUGAUCGAAAUCCACAAGUUGAAAAUUGUCUCAUAGAUUUUUUAAAGUGGACAUUAAAGUGGAAAGUACCAUUUGGGAGUCAUCCAGGUUUUUUAGAUGGCUUGCCAAUGACUAUUAGUUCAAUUCUCAAUUUAUAUCAUGAUUUAAAAUUGCAAUUUGUUGAUUUUGAGCUUGCAACUGGACUGCUGAAUCAAGAUAAUGUUGAGCAUCUUUUUUCAAAAUUUCGUCAACGAGGUGGAAACAAUGCAAAUCCAACUGCUCGAGGUAUUCGAAUUUCGACUGGUCAUAUUCUUUCAAAUGGUUUUACAUACAAGAGUGCUGGUUGUAAUACUAGAAAAACUGAAAAAGAAUGUAAAUCUCUACUUGAUACUGAUAACAAUGAAAUUAGUUUAAACAUAAUAACAUCAUCAAGUUAUAAUGAAGCUCAUAAAAUUAAUAAUAAAAAUGAUUCAAUGAGUGAAGAGUGGAAUGAAGAAGAGAGCGACUCAGAAGAAGAUGAUGACGUUGGAGUACUUGAAGAUGUUGAUACACUGUAUGGUGAAACAAAAAAAUCAAAAGAAAGUGUUGAAAAUGUCGAAGAGUCACAAGAGAAUAUAUAUGAAGAACUUGACGAGUAUGCUCAACAAGCUAUCACAUAUUUUUGUGGCUUUAUAGUUCGUCGAGGACUUCAAAAAUAUAAUUGUGGGAAAUGUCGAAAUGAUUGGUUAAAAACCCCCUUAGAUCAAUCAACAAACUCUGAAGGUUACCUUCGUUAUCGUGAGUACACGGCUGACCAUGAUCUAGAGGAUCCAGAUGUAUUACAUCUUUUUCGACCUCAAGAUAAUCUUGUAAAAAUUUUUUCAUUAUUUUUGAAAAUAUUCGAUGAAAUAUGGAAUAAAUUUUGGCAUUAUUGUCCAUUAUUAAAAACAAUAAUAAUAGAAUCUAUAAAAUCAAUUAAAAAUAUUAAAAAAACAUCAGAGGAAUUCUAUUUAGUCAAAGAAUGGUUUGACAAAAGUAAACCAUGCUAUCAACAUCGAAUAUAUUUUAUGCAGUACGUAUUGAAAAUUAAAAUUAUUGCUCGUACUCGACUUCACAAUCAAGAAUCCAAAUUAUCCAACAAGAUUCAAGUGUACAAGAAAAAUAACCAAAAAUUAAAAAAUUUAUACAAUAUGUGAUGUAUACAUGAUAAUAUUGUCAAAAAAAUAAUAAAUAUCAGCACUUGGUUUACUAAUUGAUUUAUUUGCCUAUUUUCAAUGUUUGUAAUAAUUUUAGUCUUGAUAUCAUGUGUGGU